AGGGCAGAAUCAGACAAGCAAGUCCAAUCUAGCUGCAGUAGCCAACAACCACCAUUAUCCGAUAGGCAAUCCGACCAGAAGCAGCAGUGUGGGCUGUUUGUUUGUUUGUUUGUUGGUCAAACGAAUUCAGUAGCCGGCCAUGCUCUUCAAAAGUUCAGUCAGUGGACACCGCACUCACACUCUCCUUCCUACUUAAAUCGAUUCAGUUCCGUCAGAUCGAGCUGCUUCCACUUCCGCCGCGAUGCCGAUGCCGAUGCCGACGACGCCACCUCCUGCUGCCACAGUCCUCUGCAGCUUGAUCUUGGGCUUCCUCCUCCUCCUGCUGCCGGCCUCCCGCGCCUUCCCGCUCUGCACGGACGCAAGGGCGCCGGUGCCGCUCAACGGGACGCUCCCGUUCUGCGGCUACGCCGGGAGCAGCUGCUGCGACGCCGCCUCCGACGCUGCCCUGCAGAAGCAGGUCGGCGCCGUCAACGUCUCCGACGCCGCCUGCCGCGCCGUCCUCAAGUCAAUCCUCUGCGCGAAAUGCAAUCCAUAUUCUUCUGAACUGUUCGACGCCGGGCCAAAGAUCCGAACAGUUCCCUUCUUGUGCAACUCUACCUCCUCAGCAACUUCUGCCCAAUCCAAGGAAACAACGCAGGACUACUGCAAACUAGUUUGGGAUGCUUGCAAGAACGUGGAAAUACCCAACUCCCCCUUUCAGCCUCCCCUGCAAGGAGGUGGAAGACUUCCUAGUUCAACGUCAAAGCUUACUGAUGCCUGGCAGUCUGAAAAUGACUUCUGUACAUCUUUUGGCGGUGCACCUAAUGACCGAUCAGUAUGCUUCAGCGGGAAUGAUGUCUCGUUUAACACUACCCAACCUUCACCCUCUCCUAAGGGGAUAUGCCUCGAGAGGAUCGAUAACGGGUCCUACCCCUACCUUAACAUGGUUCCUCACCCUGAUGGGUCUAACAGAGUGUUCUUGGGCACCCAAGCUGGAAAGAUAUGGCUGGCAACUGUGCCAGAGCAGGGAUCUGGAGGUACCCUGCAAUUCGAGGCGAUCCCGUUCGUCGAUCUGACUGACCAGGUGCAUUUCGAUUCGGCUUUUGGACUCAUGGGUAUGGCAUUUCAUCCCAACUUUGCGACCAAUGGACGCUUCUUCGCCUCUUACAACUGUGACAGAGCAAAGUCACCCAGUUGCUCUGGUAGGUGCUCUUGCAACUCUGAUGUGGGCUGUGAUCCCUCAAAGCUUGGCAAUAAUAACGGUGCUCAGCCAUGCCAGUAUCAAGUUGUUGUAUCCGAAUAUUCUGCUAAAGGUUCAUCAUCAAAUGUUUCAGAGGUAACAUCUGCCGAUCCAUCUGAAGUUAGAAGGAUCUUUACUAUGGGGCUGCCUUAUACAUCUCAACAUGGAGGUCAGAUACUUUUCGGGCCAACUGAUGGAUACCUCUACCUCAUGAUGGGGGACGGUGGACAGAAAGGAGACCCUUUUAAUUUUGCACAGAACAAAAAGUCACUUUUGGGAAAAAUUAUGAGGCUUGACAUUGACAAUACACCCCCGGGACAGAGUGAAAUCACUAACCAAAGUUUAUGGGGUAACUAUUCCAUUCCGAAAGACAACCCGUUCUCUGAUGAUAGUGACUUGCAACCAGAAAUUUGGGCAUUGGGUGUUAGAAAUCCUUGGAGAUGCAGCUUUGAUUUUGAGAGGCCUUCCUACUUCUACUGUGCAGAUGUUGGUCAGGAUCAAUAUGAAGAAGUUGAUUUAAUCUCCAAGGGAGGAAACUAUGGAUGGCGCGUGUAUGAGGGACCAUUGGUUUACAAUCCACCAUGGGCACCUGGAGGAAACACGUCACUUAAGUCCAUAAACGCUAUUCCUCCUAUCAUGGGAUACAACCAUUCUGAUGUUAAUAAGAACAUUGGGUCUGCAUCAAUAAUGGGUGGUUAUGUCUAUCGAGGAUCUACUGAUCCCUGCUUGUACGGAAGGUACUUAUAUGCUGACCUGUACGCAUCAGCCAUGUGGACCGGCACAGAGACCCCAGAGAGCAGUGGGAACUACACGUCCACUCUGAUCCCCUUCAGCUGCUCCAAGAACUCUCCCAUACCCUGUGACACUGCUGCUGGUAGCCCUCUCCCAUCGCUUGGUUACAUAUAUUCCUUCGGUGAGGACAACAGCAAGGACAUCUACGUCUUGGCAAGCAAAGGUGUCUACCGGGUUGUCCGGCCCAGCUUGUGCAGCUAUACUUGUCCUAUAGAGAAACCCGCGACGAACACGGUGCCUGCUGGUCCUUCGUCAAAGGCGUCAGCAACGAGAAUGGGCAAGCAGAUAGGGGCAAUUUUACUGUCUGUUAUCAUGUUCUGGGUUUUGGUAAGAUAGGAGGAUCCUAUUACCUCAUGCCUUGGUGAGCCAAUGUAGAUUAAUCCUGAUAUCUUAGUAGUACUCCCUCCGUUCCAAAACACAACUCAUAUAGAUUUGUGCACUUGGACCCAGACAUGUUUUGUUUCUAGUGCCUGACCACUCAUAUUGGAGUAAUAUUAAAUGGAUGUGAGUAGUUAUUGGCCGGGUGCGGAUUUUAAUAGAAAAAUGAGAUGUGUUGUGGAACAAAUGAAAAAAAUCUAUAUGAGUUGUGUUUUGGAAUGGACGGAGUAGUAGCAGUAUAAUAAUAAACCAGGAGUGCUAACAGUGAAAAUAAGUCCUGUGCAGUUAGGAACAUGAAUCAUGACACUGAGGAUCAGAUCCUGAAACUGUAUUCAUAUAUAUUCCACGACUACAUUUAUUGGUCGCAUGCGGUGGUAUAUGGUGGUAAUCCCUUCAAGGGUCCAGCUCUCUCUGUUUCCUGGCAUGGCAUGAGCAUCGUUGCAUUUUGCAAAGGCAGUGCUUCUUGCUGCCAGCAGGCCCAGAGAAAGGAGAGCAAGGAGGAAGGUCUUCAUGGUAUCAGUUGUACUUUGGUGAGAUGCAUAGAUUGAUGAGAACUUCCCUCUAGUUUGCAAAAACUAGCUGGAUACAACUGAUCAAAGUUACUUUGCAAGCAGCCAAGCACACAGGAAAUUGUGCAAGACCACUGAGUUGUUGAGAUAAGAUGAUGUUUUGUGUACUGAAUCUGCCCCUCUAUGAAGAUAAACCAAAGAUCUCAUGGUUUUGGUUUUGUAUUGCACCAAGGAAAUCAUGUGGUUCAAGCCAUCCAUAACUUUAUUGGAACUGAACUUGUAGGCUUGUGCAGGUUGUUGAAUAUGCAUCCAGAUGUUCCUAGCUAGCUUAUACCAAAUUUA
Molecule: messenger RNA, 3240 nt
Organism: Brachypodium distachyon (stiff brome)
Lineage: Eukaryota; Viridiplantae; Streptophyta; Magnoliopsida; Poales; Poaceae
Product: HIPL1 protein
Exons: 7
Coding region: 242-2347 (701 amino acids)
Source: RefSeq, a predicted model, not a curated record